AUGGAAGAGGUAUCGCCUUUUCUGAAUGCCGGUCCUCGGACCAAGGCGGGUUCCUUGUCAAUUGUGCAUCUGUCGCGCGACAACCUGGUGCCAGCGGUCCUUAACGGCAUUGCCGGCGAGGUGGACGGCUACGCAGAGGGCACUGUCAUCAAUACGAGAUUCGGCUCAUUCCCACAUUCGACCCUUAUCAACCAGCCGUGGGGUUCUCAAGUACGAGCCUCCAUCGUCGACACGGGCUCCAGGGGCAGAAAACGCAAAGUCAGAGAGGAGACCGACGAGCCUAGUAACGACACCGAAGAAGCUGCGACUUCCGCCGCCCUCAAGAAGCCCACGACUGCCGCAAGUGGUUUCGUCCAUGUGCUACCUCCGACACCAGAGCUGUGGACCAUGGGUCUGCCGCAUCGAACGCAAGUAGUCUACACGCCCGACUACAGCUACAUCCUACACCGGAUACGAGCAAGACCGGGCAUGAGGAUAAUCGAGGCCGGUGCGGGCAGCGGCAGUUUCACUCAUGCAUCGGUGAGAGCUGUCUACAACGGCUAUUCCAAGGACCCUGCCCAACGAAAGGGCAAGGUCUUCAGCUACGAGUUUAACGAGGCCCGUUUUCACGUCAUGGAAAAAGAAAUUGCGGCCCACGGCCUCAAGGAUCUUGUGCAGAUGACACAUCGAGACGCUUAUACUGGCGGCUUCUUGGUUGAUGGAGAAAGCCCAGAAGCCGAAUGUGUGUUUCUGGAUCUCCCUGCCCCAUGGAAAGCCUUGCCACACCUGUCGCGUAACCGGCCUGCUACCACACCUGCGAACGGCGAGGACAAGCCUUGGGUCUCUCCUUUGCGGGCAGACUGUGCAGUGCACCUGUGUACGUUCUCGCCCUGUAUUGAGCAAGUGACAAAGACGGUUGAUGCCAUGCGGCGGCUAGGCUGGAUGGAGAUCGAGAUGGUUGAGGUCCAACAUAAGCGGAUUGGUGUCCUGCGCGAACGGAUUGGUUUGGAUAACCCGAGCGACCGAGCCACGAACCAAACGCCCGGCGAUGUGUCGGAUGCGGUAAAACGUCUGCGACAAGUUGAGGGGAGAUUCAAGGCGUUCCAUGGCCGGGGACAAAAGGCCUCCAAAGCCGAUGCCGAUGGAGAUGUUGAUAUGAACGACAACGACAACGAUGACGACAACGCCAACCCCAACACUGCGACACCUACAACGAAUGGGCCAAAACAAAAACCUGCAAAGGAGCAAAAAGCCGAAACCACAGUACCAUCGCAUAUGCUCGGCCGCCUAGUACACCGUACAGAGUCUGAGAUCAAGACACAUACAUCCUACCUUGUCUUCGCCGUGUUGCCUCAAGAGUGGUCAGAAGAACAGGAAACAGAAGCAUACUCCCGAUGGCCGUGCGGGCAAGAAAAGAAGGUCAUAGGAAGCGUGGACAAGGAAACGCGCAAGCAAGAGAAGCGCGAACUGCUUAAGGGCAAGAGCGAGAAGAAGAAGCGGAAGACUGAGGCCAAAGCCGGUCGAGCAUAA
Messenger RNA from Truncatella angustata, 1509 nucleotides. RefSeq names its product S-adenosyl-L-methionine-dependent methyltransferase. Bases 1 to 1509 code for a protein of 502 amino acids. Gene Ontology annotation, biological process: tRNA methylation. Gene Ontology annotation, cellular component: nucleus; tRNA (m1A) methyltransferase complex. NCBI's taxonomy places the organism in Eukaryota, Fungi, Ascomycota, Sordariomycetes, Amphisphaeriales, Sporocadaceae. The record is from RefSeq and is a predicted model, not a curated record. The transcript has a single exon.